ACAUAGCACAAGGAACCAAGACGGUAUCUCUGUGUGUGCUCUGCUUUCACUGUACUUUACUCACUGGGCCUCUCAUUUCACAAAGAGAGAGAAUGGACUUCAUCAGUGUAUUCUUUUUCUUGGUGCAAGUUUCAAGUGCAUUCAGACCCAGUACUGUGGUCGGUUGGCGUGGAGGCUCUGUCACUAUAAAGUGUCCCACGAAAAACCAGGACAUGAGAAAAUUCUGGUGCAAACAGAGCAAUGAAGGGGAUUGUACCACCAUCAUCUCCACUUCACCAUUCACCCAUCACAAAUACAAUCACCGAGUAUCCCUCACAAACUUGCCCAAGAAAGGGAUAUUCCAAAUAGAAAUGAGGAGACUGGAGGAGCUGGAUGCUGGGCUGUACAUGUGUGGGUUUGGAAGGAUAAACAACAGACCCAGCACGUGGACCCUCCAAGUGGACCUGAAAGUUUUUGACGGGAAAGCUCCGUUUGGACCAGGCCUGGUGCAUGCUGAAUACCCAAGGCGUAACACCCCCCGUGUGAUAAGUGUUGUCCAGAUGCUACCAAGGAGUCAUCCAAGCCAAGCUCCUGCCACUCAAGCCACCAAGCCAGCCCAAAUCACUGCGCAAAGAAAGGCAACGUCUAUUUUGCCCGUGGCAUCAAGCCCCAGCUCCACUACAGGCACCACGAGCACGCCUGCAAGAGUCAUAAGCAGCACUCCUGCCUAUGAAACAACUGGGAGCAUGACCCAGGGAGUCACGGAGGGUCCCAGGACAAACAAUUUUGCUCGCCACCACUAUCCUAAAAGCCCUGUGACGCGCAAACGGAAAGAUAGCCCUUAUAUCCUGAUAAGCAUUAUCCUGGUAAUUCCAGUGCUAAUGGCUUCUAUGUUAAUGAUGAGGAAACUACUACGAUGGAAGAAAGCAGUUUCCAAUGGGACCCGUGAAAUAAGCCAGAGGCUGAGCGCGCUCGAACGUCUCCAAGGACAGGGUCCAGCAGAGAAUAUCUACAGUGCAUGUCCCCGGCUGCCUCGGCAGAACAGUCCCCAUGUGCCUGGUGAAUUGAAUCAGCAGAGAGUUGACUCAGGAGAGCUGUAUACCCUAUUAUGGACAUGUGAAGCGCUCCCCAGUCAUCAACCCAAUAGAAGCAUCAGCCAUCAAACAAACACAUACUGCUUGGAAGUUAUUUCUUAGUUUUUUCCUUAGAUCUUGCUUGAAGUCAGUAUACUGACGGAUACCAAAACCAGCAAGUUCUAGUGCAUAGGUAGAGGCAACAUUUUCUUCUAAACUUUUGUUCAGUGCACGUGAAGUUUUCCCCUACGCAGGCGGCCAAUGUAGGAGCUCAUGUUCCUUAUACUAGUGUAACUCCAUUGACUUCAGUGAAGUUUUGGACUAUUGGUAGAUUUAUUUGAGAGAGACUAGAUUCAGGCCCUAGCCAACUAUCACAGCCCUGGAGUAUGUCCCUCUUGAACCAUGGAGAAAACUUUUGUUGCCACUGUCCAAACAGCAGAUACACCCCCCAGGCUGCUUUCCAGAGGCUCUCAUGUGGUAUUUAGCUCUCCCUUUCAUGAUUUUAGCCCAGGACCCCACGUAACCCUGGUGCACUAACAAUAGGGAGAAUGGCUGUGUUAGUAGGAGAGUAGAAGAGGACCACAGGUCCCGUUUCUGUCUGGCCUCGUUAAACAAUCCCUUCAUAUUAUAGCUAACUCCUCUCCCUCCUGCAGACAGAGACCUCCUCCCGCUUCUUAGAUGCUGUGCUUCAUUUAAACACCGUCUAAAAAAAGAAGUUACCCACAUUUGCUUUUUAAGUUAGCUGUUAACAUUUUAUUAGCUGAAGAAAAACAAAAGAAAAAACAACAACUCUGACCACAUAUUUAAAUACAGAAUUAAACAGCUUGAGAACUGCAAGAACAAAUAUUGUCUUUACACCUGACAACAGCAGCUUGUACAAUAUGUACAUACUGAGUGACUGGCAAUACAAUCAUGCCAUUUAUCAUAGAAGAAGAGAGACAGUUAUUACAUACUCUCUUGACUAUAAAUACUUUUAAAUUAGUUUAUAAAUAGCGCAUAUUUAAAAUAAAUAGCCUUUGGAACUUGCACAGCAACUUCUAUAGAGGAUCUCAAAGUCCUUUGAGACGGAUGUUAAAAAAGGGAAAACUAUUUUUAAUGGCAAUAUUUUUUACCAGCAGGCCUGUUGGUGUCUGAUAAGUUCUAGUUGCCAAAGCCUGUGCCAGAGAAUUGAGAACUUCACAAGGUGUUAGGUUGGAUGAAGGCUUAUCCAUGUUUGUGUAACACUGGGACUGAUCUCAUCUCACUCACACUUGGAAUAAAAUGCUAGGCCCAUUUGAAGCCAACAUUCGACUUGCCUGGAACCAGGAUUUCUCUCCAGUUGUGUAGCCUUGUGACAUCCUCUGCUACAAUGGGGUUAUUCUGGGUUUGCACGAGAUUAAGUGAAAGGAGACUAAGCAAGCUGGAAAGCGUGAGCAUCGCCUCACUCAGAGAAGUUGUCGCAGCCAACUCAAUGAGAUAUUUAGGAAUGCAAUGGUUUUAAGCAUCUGAUGAAGCAGGCAGUUGCCUAUGAAAUCUCAUGCCUCUCUGAACAAUUUAGUCUUGAAGGUGUCACCCUGCCCUGCAUUUUGCAUGAUUUCAGACCAACACAGCUAACCACCUCUCCAAGCAUUCAAAAGAGGUCAAACUGGAAGUAAGAGAGGCUUUUGAGAAAUUUAAGGGACCUCUCAGUAGUAGACAAACUGGAAAUGCUGUUGGAAGAGUGGUUCUCAUCAUAUUAUGGUGCCACAGGGGCAAAUUUUUAAAGUUACCCGCAAUUUUGUUUUUUAGGAGAAAUGUUCAGUGGAUUCAAUUCAAAUGCAGGGCUGGGGGAAGAUUCUAGCUUUUUUUUUUUUUUUUUUACUGUGACUUUCAUCUCGGUGCCCACGGCUACCAAGUAUGCAUUGGAAUCAAACAGAGACAAGGGAUGCUCCUGAAUUAAUCCAGCUCCAAACUCUGAUGCAAGGCCAUCAUUAACAAUAAAUGAUGGAAGUGCAGCCAUAGGAGAUUUUUAAAAAACAGCCUGUUUCUGCCCUAGUCCCAGGUUUUGUGCUGCAAAGUAGCAAGAGCUUAUCACUCUGAGAUUAGGCCAGUUUCGGUUACACAGCUCUCUCAAUGGAAAGCAACAUGGAGCCACUUUGAUGUCCUAGAGAUCAGCGUCUUGCAGGAUGCCUCCCUGAGCUGUAGACACCAGGCCUCUGUAAGCAACAUGCGCAGGGCCAGCUCUUCAGCUGGGGUAAAACACUGCAUCUCCCCGAGACUCAGCGGAGCUACACCCAUUUACACCUCUUGCUGAGUUUUCCCACAGCAUUGCAAACAGAAUAUAUAAACAAUUCAAAUAAAUUAAGACAUUAAAAAAAAAAA
Alligator mississippiensis (American alligator) is the source of this 3392-nucleotide messenger RNA. It is a transcript of the gene FCMR, whose product is annotated as Fc mu receptor. Lineage: Eukaryota; Metazoa; Chordata; Crocodylia; Alligatoridae. The transcript has 7 exons. Gene Ontology annotation, cellular component: plasma membrane. The coding region runs from base 93 to 1175 and encodes 360 amino acids. The record is from RefSeq and is a predicted model, not a curated record. Gene Ontology annotation, molecular function: transmembrane signaling receptor activity.